Messenger RNA from Lithohypha guttulata, 2526 nucleotides. RefSeq names its product ribosome biogenesis protein ytm1. The coding region runs from base 1 to 2526 and encodes 841 amino acids. Gene Ontology annotation, biological process: mitotic spindle assembly checkpoint signaling; endoplasmic reticulum to Golgi vesicle-mediated transport. The record is from RefSeq and is a predicted model, not a curated record. The transcript has a single exon. Lineage: Eukaryota; Fungi; Ascomycota; Eurotiomycetes; Chaetothyriales; Trichomeriaceae. Gene Ontology annotation, cellular component: RZZ complex.
AUGGCGGCAGAUAUAGUUUCUGCAAUCAAGGAUGGCUCCUUUCCAGACUCGGAGGAAAUAUUAUCAUCCGACAUCAAAACAAGUGCCAUCCCUCCACUGUUGGAACAAAUUCGACUGGCAAAGGACGACUUGCGCAAGAGUGUAAGCGCAAUCAGCAAGGAUCAGGCUGAAGAUGUGAACGGUUGGAUCUCACAGGCAAAGAAGGUACAGCAGGAUAUCGUGCGAUGUAAGGAAGACUACCGCUAUAUUGUGCAGGAGUAUGCUCGUAUCGAGGCUUUACGCUCGGCCAGACAAGACGCACGCUCCAAAGUUAGCCUGCUUCAGGAUGAGAUAUCUUUCAACGAAACUCUGGAACAACAAGUUGUUCUCAUCGCGAACACGUCGGCCAGCUUGAACAAGGCCGAUGCUGAUAUUCGUCAAGCACAACUCACUCAAGCCGCAAAAGCUCUCCCUGAUAUAGAAACUACUAUACAGUCCAUUCAAAGCGAUCAGGCUCGGCCUUUACUAUCACAGACUCACAGAGAUUUGGUCCAGCAUCUCGCCCAGGAGCUCCAAUCUGUCUUCUACUCGCUCUGUAGCAUCAACCGAACCACAGAUGCUGUCGAUCUUGCAAUCUAUCCCCAUCUCGAGCAUGAUCAAAACGUUUCUUCUUUCUCACUGGCUGAUAUCUUGAUUGCUCUGGAGUCGAUUGGUGCAUUUGACGACAUUCGACACCAGUUCACAAAGCGGUUAGACUCCCUUCUGCUACCACACUUCUUCCGGCACUCUCGCUCACAUAUUACUGGAACAACAACUACCGGUCAUGCUCUUCGUCUGUUCUUGUCCCCUACUGUCCCUUCAGCGCUCGAUCAGGUCAACACAAUCAAGGAUCUACUGCAUUUCGUUCACGAAAAUACACCUGCCAAACUGCAAACAUCGCUCGUUAGCCAUAUUGCGGCUCAAAUCAUACCUCGACUUAUCGUCCACUGGCUAGAUGUCUCAAUUCCUUUAGCAUUAGACGAGUUAAAGGACAUACAGUUGCUCCAAAACACUGUCCAAGACUUUGCUACAUGGCUCCGAGGUGUUGGUGUUGCCGAAGCUGAUAAACUUGACGCCUGGGUUAGUGAUAUACUCAAAACAUGGCUUAACAAGAGGCGUGCCACAUCACUUGACACUGUUCGAAAGUCCCUCAAAAUAGCUACCGGCAGUACACGCCAGGUUCAACGAUUGGAGAGGCAGACCGUUGUCGUAGAGUCAUCGAAACCUGAUAUUGCUCCGUCAGUUGAUGACAACUGGGCGGAGGAUUGGGACGAGGCUGAUUCUCAGAAGCCUGGCGACGUUGUGAAGCAUCCAGAGGUCACUGAGGAGGAUGGCUCAGAUGCCUGGGGGUUCGACGCUGAUGACCAUGAAAGCGAUGCGCAGGCGUCCACCAAUUCGAAGUCCGAAGCAGACGAUAAUGAUGCUGAUGCUUGGGGGUGGGGAGACGAUGAAAGCGUCGCUAACAAUACCUUGCCAAACAGAGACACACCACAUAAUCUCAAUGGCAAACUCGACACACAACCCAAGGAGCAGGAUAUAACUCUUACCGAAGAGUACAUUAUCACCGACAUUCCAGACUACAUCCUUGAACAAAUUGGAAAAGACAUGGCCGACUCGCACACUUUACAAACAUUCCCUCAAUCGUACUUCAACACCUCUACAUCGCCUGCAGCAGGUAUGCAGACACUGCCCAGCCUUGUUCUCGCCAUGUUUCGAGCCACAGCUACAGACCGCUACACCACCUCAACCACCCUCUCCCGCAUGAACCUCUACAACGACACCCUAUACCUCGCCCAAAAGCUCUCCGAACACGCGCACAACUCCCCCUCUUCCCUCCAAGCCGAUAUCGACAUCCUCUCCAAAUUCGCCCGUCAAACCUACACAGCCGAACUAACCACCCAACGCACCAUCCUCCACGACCUCCUCGACAACGCCCAAGGCUUCAUCUCCUGCACGGUAGAUCCCUACCUCACACAAUGCGAAACAGCCAUCUCCAGCACAACAGACUAUCUCCGCACCUUGCACGCUCAAUGGUCACGAGUCCUAUCCCCCAGCCACCUCGCACAAAGCAUCGGCAACCUCGUCAGCAGCAUCAUGUCCAAGAUGAUCAAGGACAUCGAAGACAUGGAAGACAUCCAGGAAUCCGAGUCGAGAAAACUGUUGCAGUUCAUGCAGCAGGUCAGUAAGCUCGAGGAUCUGUUUUUGGCGCCCCAUCCUACCACUGUAAUGCAGAGUCAGCAAGAAGAAAAGGGAGAGCAGCCAUCUAUCUCGACCAUCGCUCUCCAUGCUCCAUCCUACCUCCGCUUCCAGUAUCUCGAGCAGAUCCUCGAUGGUUCGCUGGUCGAUAUCAAAUACCUCUGGACGGAUGCGGGACUCAGUCUCGAGUUCAGUGCGGAGGAAGUGGUUGAUUUGAUCGAGGCGCUUUUUGCGGAGAGCACGCAUAGACGGUCUGCUAUACAAGUCAUCAAGUCGUCUAGUGGUGGUGCUCGACGACAUAAAAAUGGAUAA